GGGGACGAUGACCAAGAGCCCGUUCACGGGUCGCGACAGCUACGAGCGCCUCGAGCAGCUGCAGGCGUUGUGCAGUAGCGCGGAGGUUGACGCGCUCCUUCUCGUCGGUGGCGCCGACGGCCGCUUCUCGCGCGGGUGUGCUGCGGCGCUCCAGUACCUCUUCCUCGGCACGUCGGGGCAAGAGCUCCUCGGCGAGCAAGUGAUUCCGCAGGCCUUCGAGACGCUCGACGACGUCGUCGUCGUCGUCACGCCCCACUCGGCCGAUAUCUUUUAUCCGCUCGACAGCGACAGCGCGACGUUCCUCCUCCCGCUCAUCUCGUGCUGGCGAAACCUCACCGAGCACGUGGCGCCCGACGACUUGCCGCAAGACGACCGCGAGCUCAUCAAGAUCCGAUCCUUCCGCGCCAUGGUCGCACCGUAUUCGCGCCUCGGCGUACCGAUGGGGUCGCCCGACAGCAUGGCGAUCGAGCGCUGGCCGCUCGUCCAAGCGUUUGGCUUGGAGAACGACGGGAUUCUCGCCUCGUCGGCUGCCCAAGGCUUCUUUACGAUGCAGCACGCGGCCAUUGACGUCGAGGCGGCGCUUUUUGCGCGCAUGCUACUCGUCGACAACUACUACGCGCGGCGCCUCGUGCUCGAGGCGACGCCGGCUCUCCAAGUCCACUACGAGAGCGCGCUCACCAAGCUCGACCACGCGUCCGACGCGUCCGAGCGCCACGCCAAGUCGGAGCUCGACUGGGGCGACGACGUCAUUAGCUUUUACGAGUUUGGGACGAUUCGGCACGCGGCGCGCGGCUUGUCGCCGGCCAAAGCCCGCGGCGCACGCGUGCUCUUUGGCACACGGACGCUCUUGCCCGAAACCGCGUCCAACGAGACGCUGCCCGACCACGCGGGAGUCGAGGGCUUCGCCGCGACGCACCUCCUGUGGACGGCAGAAGAGCCGCUCUCGGGCCUGCGCGUGGCCCGCACCUACAUGCUCGGGACCGGCCGCGUCGCCCCGCGUAUCGUCGACACCGAUGCGCUCGUGCAUCCGUCGUUCGAGAAGCUCGAUCGGUACGACGAUCUGCUCGACAAUUCCAAGGACGUGCGCUUUGUCCUUUCGCUGUAUGAAGCCGUGCUGCAGGCGCACACGGACGCCAUCGAUGCGUUUGUUGCCGAGGCCAAGACUCGUCCUCAGCCAUCGGUGAGCAACGUGCAAGCGGUGGCACUUGCGACGCUGCGCCAGCGCGUGGCGCCGCUGGAAGCGACGUACAUGUGGCCCGCUGCGUACUUGGACACGCAUUUUCACGUCACGCUCGAGUGCUUGGACGCCUGCGGUGAGCGUGUGGAGGAGACGACCGGAAAGUGGAGCCAGUGGUACCUGACGACGUCGCUCUCUUACGUGCCGAGUCAGUGUGCCAAGAAUGCAUCGCCGCUCGGGUCGCUUCUCGUCGGCGACACGCUGCUCUUGCAAAAGCCGACGAUGACGCAUCUGGUCGUGACGCGCGGCUUUGACUACAUCAAGACGUGGACGCAAGGAGGCAAGGAAGCGGACUUUGCGAGCCAUCUCGAUGACGCGCUCGCGUCCGAGCACAUGCUCGCCGACACGCUACGGCUUGGGAAGGAACUCGGGGACGCCAUUCCCAAAGCGCUCUUGCUCGUGCAGUGCCCGCACUGGCCGCUAUUGCAUGGCGUUCUCAAGACGUACACGAGCGGUCUCGUGUUCAAGAGCCCGAAUUGCAACCCGAUCGUGAUCUCGUUUGCGAACGACGUCGCGUCGCUUCAAGUGCUUUCGACGCCGGACGACGCGCUCCUCCUCCUUCUGAUCGAGUUCCGGGACCGCGACGCGAACCCCGUGCGCGCGAGCUUCCCGCUCUCGCUGCUCGGGUCGAGCGUCGCGCUACCCCUCGUCGCCAACUCGCGCAUGCAAGCGGAUGUGAUGCGCCUCUUGGACAUGUGGAAGGCAUCGCUCUUGCGUCUCGACAUUCCCUUCCACCGCCCCCACGACAACAGCCGUGGCGAGAAGGACGUACCCGCGCAGUUUAUGCCCGGCAUCCAGCGCGUGCUAUCACUGGAUGCUGACGCGGCGACAAAGGAGCGACUCUUUCCGCACUGGUACAUCUCGAAAGCUGUCACUCAAGUCUCGAGCUGGGCCAAGCCCAAGACAUCGUCCAAGCUCCUCGUUCCCAUCUCGGUCUUCCUUGGCGUCCCCGGCAGCGACGUCCACGAGCUCGCCCUUGCGCUCACCGACAUCUCGGGCGCCACCAACGCGUGGCAGCACGUGGUCGUCGACGUCCGUCUUGGGGACCAGCACUCCCUCGGGCGGACGGUCACGUCGCAAGUGCAUACGUCGAUAGCGACGGCGCUUACAACGAUCGCGGCGCAGUCGUCGUGGAACCUCCGCCCUCGCAUCCUUCUCACCGUCAUCGGCUAUGUGGACUGCAUGACGGUGGCGGCGGCCAUCAAGAUGCCGCCUACGCAGUGGGCCCUCCCGACCAAGCUGAGUACGCUCACGUGCUGCCUCUCGGGCGCGGCGCUUCUCCAGCCAAAUACGGCGAACCCGCUGCCCAAGCUCUGGGACCAGCUCACGGCGGGCUUUGCGACGCACGUUGUGCUGAGCAACACGGCCGAGCUCUCGCGCACGUCACUGCAUCGGCUCCGCACGCGCAUCGACGCGGCCAACCCGUUCGUGGACGUCUUUUGCCUCCGGUCGACCGUCUUUGAAGGCGACGUGACGGCACUCUUGGCCCUCGACGCGUUCGAUGUCACCGAGCGCCAAGCGUACCGCGACCGCCAUUUUCCGCACUGGAUCGCGUCGCCCGAGGCGUACUCGGUCGCUGCGCUCGCUGGUCACGCGAUCGGCUUUCGCAUUGGCGCCGCCAUCGACCGCGCGCGCUUCCUCGCGUGUCUUCAGCAUGGACUGACGCCGCACGCGACGCUCAAGUCGAUCGAGCCCUCGGGCGUGCUCAAGGCGGCGGCCGAGCUCAAGGGUCUCCGCUUGGCGCAGUCGCUGGCCAUGACCAAGGUGGCGCAGUCGCUAAAGACGCCCGGUAUUGCCCCCGAGCUGGUCGCUGCGCUCGCAACGAAGUGCGGCACCGUGUGGUCGAUCGAGGCGACGUUGACGUUUGCGGACGACAGCGCGCACGGGUACCAGUACCUCAACAGCGGUGUCAAGGCGACGCUCAAGCCCACGGCCGCUCCUUCCGCGGCAACGUGUUCGUUCCUCUUCACGGGCGUCCAACUCGAUGCGUCGGCCCUCAAGACGCUCCUGCUGGCGUGCUGCCCGACCAAGUACGAGACCGUGCGCCCGCUUCAAGGCAGCGUUUCGCUCGCCGAGAAGCGGCAAAUCCAAGCCGACCAUGUGCACGCCCCACUUCCGGACGGCUACGUCUAUGAUGGCACGCACUACUACGACUACUUUGGCGGCCAGUACGAGUUCCACCCGGCCAUCGACAGCUUUGUGCAAGCGUACGUCGCGUCUAAGAAGGACGUCGCGACGCGCCAGAACAACGAGCUCGAGCAGGACCGCCGGCGCUUCGAGGAGCUCACGGAGCGGAUCGUAUGAGUAGCAGCGGCAAUGUCAGCGCCAUUAGCUGUUGUGUUAUAUAUGUGCAUCUACCAUUGCCGCGUC
Molecule: messenger RNA, 3607 nt
Organism: Saprolegnia diclina VS20
Lineage: Eukaryota; Oomycota; Saprolegniomycetes; Saprolegniales; Saprolegniaceae
Exons: 13
Coding region: 8-3541 (1177 amino acids)
Source: RefSeq, a predicted model, not a curated record